Molecule: messenger RNA, 2145 nt
Organism: Scheffersomyces amazonensis
Lineage: Eukaryota; Fungi; Ascomycota; Pichiomycetes; Serinales; Debaryomycetaceae
Exons: 2
Coding region: 1-2013 (670 amino acids)
Biological process (GO): protein phosphorylation
Molecular function (GO): protein kinase activity; ATP binding
Source: RefSeq, a predicted model, not a curated record
AUGGAGAAUCAAAAUUACAUGUCAGAGUAUAUCAGACCGGAGUUGAUAGUAACAUCAAUGGAAUUUUACGUUAGGAUUAAUCAAACAGACCAAAGUUAUGACCUUUUUGAUAACAAGAAUGAAAAGGUUAAAUUAUUACCAGCAUGGGAAGAAGUACGUGAAUUAAUUGAGAAUUGCAAUAUAUUAGAUCCACAUCAAAAAAUGCUACAUGUUAAUCGAUUAAAACUUGGCUUGUCAUUAUCAUUAUUUCAUUAUAUUCCCUUCAAACCAGAUGAAGAGUUCAUCUUAGAUCAAGAGUAUAUUUCUGCACUUGAAUAUAUCGAAGACUUGAAAAUGAUCAGAAAUAGUCUUCGUUAUGUAAUUUGCAAGGUUUUAGCCUUUACAAUGCCACUUGAAAAUCUCUUAAAUUUAUCAAUCUUGUUCAAGAUUCAGUUUCCUUUAUUCACAAGUCAGCCGGUACCAACAGGAACAUCAGAAAGAUUGAAUUGGAAUUUUCUUAGUUCAAGAAAAGAAAUUCAACAUUAUUGUGAGUUUCAUCCAACAGUAAAAGUGUUAGAUUUGGAAAAGAUAAUAUCAUCAGGAAGAAUUUCAAUUCCAAUGAGUAUUCUUAACAGUUUUGAGAUUCAAAUUCCACGAUUAGAUGCCUCAGCCGUUGCUUCAGAAAGAAAUAUUCUGGAUAGAUUAAAAUCACUUUGUUUUGAUCCAGUUGCGGAUUUACUUCUCACCCAACUAGAAUCAGCUCGGUUAAGUACUGAAGAGUCUUUGGAAAGAAUUGAAUUUGCCUACCGUAAUAGAUCAAAUCAAGAUUCAGAUUUAUUUAUACAAUUAAUUAAUCAAUGUCUCUUUGAAAUGAUGUUCAAUAAAUCAAACUAUGGAAUCGCCAUUGAUGGAACUCACGUAUUAUUAAUUAGAAUUGAAAGUAGUUGUCGGCAAUUGCGUUCAAAAAAGUUAUCAUUUAAACGUGAAGGUGUAGUAACGAAUAUAACGUGUGAAGUCGCCUGUAUCCCUCAUCUGACUGGAGAGUAUAAUUUAUGUUCUUUGAUUGCUGUUUUUGCUAAUAGUUACUUUAAUGAAACAAAUGAGAAAAUCAUUGUUUCGAUUGAAACAUUGAAAGAAUCAUCAAAACUUUCGGAUAAAGAUAUUAAACAAGAACAAGAACGUAGAUAUAAAAUGAUGAAAGAAAUUGGGACGUCUUCAUUAGAUAUAUUUACCGAAUCUGGUGAUUGGUACUUUUAUAAGAAAACAAUAUUCAAAGUACCCAAACAAUACAUGACAGAAGUACUAAAGCUAGAAAUAAAAUAUUCAAUGCUAAAUUCAUCAAUGAUUGGAGAAAUCAAAAACAUACAUAGAGACAGCUCCAGAUUUUCAAAGGUGUACCAAGUAAAGCUUACAGAUGAAAGAAGUCCAUUCAAUGGAGAAACAAUGUUUUUGAAGGUCUUUGAUGGAGUUUCUGGAUCUGAGAUUAAUAAGCUAACUCGUUAUCACCAGUUUUUUGGGACUUUAAGCGUUGUCUUCAGCAUGUUCCUCAGAGAAAUAGCUUCUUAUACUAAUUUAAGAAAUGAACUUCCUUGUGGUUUGUAUGAGCCUAGGCCACUGUCUGCUAAUGCAAAGAAUUAUGUUCCUUAUAUGUAUAGUUAUGGGUAUGUUGAUUUGAAAAGUGAAAAUAUUAGAGGCUUUUAUAUUCUUUCUGAAUAUAUAAAUAGUGAUUUCCAAUUUGCCAACGUUGAAUCACUAUUAGAAGAGGCUACUCUAAUUAGUGAUGAAUUAAAAGAAGCUGGCAUUAUUCAUGGAGAUAUACAUAAAGAUAAUCUACUUUUCGACAAGUAUAGAUUAAAACUUAUGAUAAUCGACUUUGGAUUAUCUCAUAUCCACAAAUUCAAAAUUGAUAAUCGAGUCAAUUUACAAAGUGAUGAAAAGGCCUUCAAAAAACAAGCAACCACAUUAAACGAAGUUAUUAAACAGAUAAUUUCUGAAUAUGGAUUAGAUCGUAAACGGAAACGAAUUUUAGUAUAAGAUAAUUCUGAUAUUCUUGCUUAAGGUAAUUUUGCCAUAUUAUUAUAUAACCUAAAUUCUUUGCUUUUAUAGAACCAAUUACAAGUUAUUCUUCUAUAACUAUAACUCUAAUUUUUAUAUUUAGUUAAUUCC